GCCAAAUACUCUUCUGGCAGGUCAGAAACUAAAUAAUAUAUUAAAAUGGCCCGUGUUGGGAACAACGAGAAUAACGUAGAAUGUCGACAAUCGCAAAAUAAAACCACUUCGUCACAUUCAUUUUCAAUUCAAGAUAUUCUUGGCCUGGACAAAACACAAGAGAAACCUGACUUGUAUAGUGAAAACAACCACUUUUCAAACACAGACACCGUUAUAAAGAUCGAGCCUGGAAGUCCAACGGCGACACAUUUAGAUUGGAGUACGAGUCACUUCACAAGUUUCAUGCAAUUGGAUCGUAUGAACCCGACCUAUUUCUCGGACAAAUUACCCCCACCAUUGAACACCACUAAAAAACAAAAGAAACGCCGACAUCGAACAAUAUUCACAAGUCAGCAAUUAGAAGAAUUAGAGAAUGCUUUUAAAGAAAGUCAUUACCCUGACGUGUAUGCCAGAGAAGCUCUCUCCAACAAGACAAGCUUGAGUGAAGAUAGAAUACAGGUUUGGUUUCAAAAUCGUCGUGCAAAAUGGCGUAAAAAGGAAAAGGUUUGGGGUAACACAUCAAUCAUGGCGGAAUAUGGUCUGUAUGGUGCGAUGGUACGACAUUCUCUACCGCUCCCACCACAUUUGGCUGAUGCAACAUCUGCGAGAUGGUUGCUUGGAAUGUAUAAGAAAGCAGGACAUGCAGAAAAAACUGGAAAAGAUGAAGAAAACGAUGAUGAAGUAAGAAACUUAAGUAUUGCAAACCUGCGACAGAAAGCUGAAGCACACAGCAAAAAUUUGGAAAGUGAGAAAACUUGUGAAAUGCAAAUUGAUGACGAUGAAUCUUCAUGAAACUGUUUAUUAGAAGACGACCUCGCUCUCUUUAAUUUCAGACGAAAUCUCAAUAUGACAACGUCGUGUGACGGUGUGAACUAAAUCUUACGAAAUGAAUAAGAACGAACACGUAAAUCUUUUAUAGUUUUUAACGAGGAAACUAUUAAAAUAAUGUAAUGAGAUAUAUGUAUAGAAAAUAAUUAUGUAUAAAACGUUUUUCGCCAUUUUCACAUUGUGUGUCUUGGAUGUAUAAAUUUACUCAAACCUAUGAAUACUGUGUAAUAUAAAAACAAUGUUGAAAAAUUAUAACUAUGUAUCGAAAUAAUGUUCAAUAAUAUAAAUGGGGGAAUUAUUAACCACAACCCCCAAAACGCGAGUGUUUCGUCGUCAGUUUUUUAGUCUCUUCGAGACUUUCUCCUGUAUAUUAAUACCUCAAUUCUGAGUUGCAAAAAAGCUGCGGGUACGCGGUGCCACCCGGAGGAAGGUUUUCUUUAAAAGAGGUUUGUGAGGAAAGUUCAAAGUUGAACAAUCUAAUUGAUCAAAUGCAUGAACCAAAAAAACAAAUAUUUCUUUAUGCUGGUUGCCACUUGACUCAGUGACGUAACGUCA
Messenger RNA from Dendronephthya gigantea, 1422 nucleotides. RefSeq names its product visual system homeobox 2-like. Gene Ontology annotation, biological process: regulation of transcription by RNA polymerase II. Bases 46 to 831 code for a protein of 261 amino acids. NCBI's taxonomy places the organism in Eukaryota, Metazoa, Cnidaria, Anthozoa, Malacalcyonacea, Nephtheidae. Gene Ontology annotation, cellular component: nucleus. Gene Ontology annotation, molecular function: DNA-binding transcription factor activity, RNA polymerase II-specific; sequence-specific double-stranded DNA binding. The record is from RefSeq and is a predicted model, not a curated record. The transcript has 3 exons.